UUCUAUUUUCUUUUUUAUAUCGCUCUCAUAAAGUGUCUCUCUACUUUAUCUGUCAUAUUUUGUCGAUUGUCUAUAAAUGUUGAUCGUUCAAUGUUCAACUCGUUUUAUUAUGAAAUUUUUCUUAAUAUAUUUUUGGUAGUAAAUACUUAAUUAUGGCUAGUAUAGACCUAGAUAUUUGGCGAGGAGAGUGGGGUCUUGCAUCUAUUGAUUUGGAAUGUUUGAAAGUUUUGACCUAUAUGAAAUUUAUCGGUGUACCAGUUCGAGUACGAGAAGCUAACAAUCCAUAUUUCACACCAAAGGGAAGACUGCCUGUUAUGAGAGACGGACGGAAUGUACUCACGAAUUUUGAAGAAGUCGUCGACUAUUUGAAAUCCUUGCAUUACAGUACGGAUGUCCACUUAAACACAAUGCAAGCUGCAGAAGCGAGUGCGUUCACACAGUACCUCCGUGACAAGUUGUACCCUGCAUACCAGUACACAUGGUGGGUGGAUGAGAAGAAUUAUAGUGAUGUGACACGGCCUGCAUACUCUAAAGCUUUACGCAUCCCCUUCAACUUCUAUUAUCCAUCACGAUAUCAGAAUGCUGCCAAAGAAAUGAUUGAUGCACUAUAUGGUGAACAUACUGAUUUAAGGGAGAUUGAAAAGACUAUAUACAGUGAAGCGGAAAAGUGCCUUAAAACUCUAUCAGACAGGCUGGGAGAGAGUGAAUACUUCUUCGGUAACCGGCCGUCGUCAUUUGAUGCAGUUGUGUUCGCGUACUUGGCACCGUUAGUUAAAGCACCAUUCCCUAACGCCACACUGUCGAAUCAAGUCAAGGGCAUAGCCAAUUUGUCAAGGUUUGUGGCUAGGAUCAACCAGAAGAAUUUCAGACAUGUUACAGAUGAAUAUAAUAAACAAAAUGCAAAGAAACAUUCAACGGGAACACAGUCAGAUAAAGAAGCGGCCAACUUUCCAAACCAGACCCGCAACAAGAUACUGGCAGCACUAUUUGCCGCCAUUGCCAUGACCGGGUAUGCGGUUGCUAAUGGAAUGUUCCAAGAGCUGAAAGAUUUCGAACAGUCGCGCGAUUACAACGACAUGUUUGAGAAUGACGAAGAGGACAACUGACGCUGACACUCGCGCCGUCGCCGGACACGCCGCUGAUUACGUUUGCACCAGUCGAAGCGAAGCUGUUACGUAUUGUGUUUUGAUUUUUAACAAUUAUUGUGACAAAAAAUUGUAGUCUGAUCGUUUACUGUGUCUUAGGUAGUUCCUAAGGAUGGGUAUAUAUACAUAUAUACCAAUAUCUAUAUAUUUUAGUUACAAUAUGUAUAUAUUGGAAAAAUAACAGAUAUAUUAAAUAUCAUUAAUUAAAUAUCAUAUAAUAAUGAAAUGAAAAACCCUAUCUAAACGAAUAUAAAUGUCGAAUACUAUAUAUAUAUAUAUAUAUAUAUAUAUAUAUACUAGUAUAGGUGAUAUCUAAUUGAAUGAUAACCUUUUAUCACCCAUAAUGUUCUAAGGAAACUGAUAUAUAGAUAUCGAUGCGAUAUCAAUAUUACCCAUGCCUAGUAAUUGUGUGUAGACGCCACUUAUUUGAAGUGAUUCAAAUAUGGAACAUGUCUUUAUCUCGUGAUGAAUCUUGCAUUUAUAGUAAGCUUGAAUUUUGGUCAUAAAUUUAAAGUGAGAGAAAAAAGUGUUAUUGUAGCAUUUAUUAUGAAUAUAUUAGGUAUACUAAUAUUAUAAAAGGGAAAGAUUAGAUUGAUUGUUUGUUUGUGUAAUGCACAAACUCAAACACUACUCAACUGAUAUAAAAAUUCACUCAAAAAAUUUUGACAUUAUAUUACAGUAAUGUAUCAAAAAAAUUAUGUAUUAAAGCUUUAUAUAAAUCUUUAUAUCUAUCUAUCCGUGCAAAGUUAGUUAAAAAUAUGUAACUAAAAAGUAAAAAAUAAAUUUAUUAAUACACAUAUCUGUUGGCGACAUACAGACAGAUCCAUCAGCUUGUUUACUUCAACGUAUAGUAAAAAAUGUCAUAAUGAGACACAAAUAUGUCUUGUACUAUGUAAAUAUAUAUGUAAAAUUGUGAAAUAGUACUCUAAUAGUACUAUGAGAUCUAAAUUCUAUAAAGUGCCAAUAAUAAAUACUAAUAAUACGAUAAAAAUUUUAGUUUUGUUGUAAUACACGGUGCAUGAUUCCAUAUAAUUGUUUUCUUUCAAUUGUUACUGCAUGUUGACGUAUGUGUAUGGAGUUAUGCCUUUUAUUUAGUUUAUUAACAUGUCAGUGGGAUAUCUUUGAAUAAUUAUAACUUGCAGUCCUGUUAUCUGUGAUAGUUUAUAAUGAGAAAUAAAAAAUAAUCUCUAUUUUCCACCGAAACUUAAGAUUUUUAAAACUGACAACAAAUUUUGUUGAAAAUAUUUGUUCUUAUUUCUCAUAUCAAAUUUAUUAUUGGCAUAUUUGUGAAAAAACAAACCUCUCAAACUGUUUAACCAGAGGGAGACUUUGUACAAAAGUCGAUUGCUUGGCUACCUCUGUCCCAUUCGUAUUUUAACGGUGAAGCAGUUGUGUUUGCAUGGCUGUGUUUUGGUUUGGUGGGUAUGGCAUGAAUUUAUUGGGUACAGAUGAAUAACACCUGAGUCCUCAGGAAUGGCAACGCAUGGGGGGUAUCAUGGGCGAAACAGUAUACUCUGUUAUGUCCAUGGUACUGCUCAUGUCUAUAGGCGACCGUUACCACUUUCCAUCAGGUGGGCCGUCAGCUUGUUUGCCAUUCUAAGUUGCAUAAAAAAAAUAUUUGUUUAAAAGAAUAUUAAUUAAUCCAAUAUUGAACAAUUAUAAUACAAAUGUAGCAGCUUGUCUUCGACUGAUGACGGUUAUAUUAUAUUAGGUGAUGAAUUGAUGACGAAUGAAUGACGGUUAGAUGUUUGUUAGUGACGUUGUAUUGUAGUGCAACGUUGUCGCUCAAAUACCACUAGAUGCCGCUUACCGUUGCCGUAUUGGUAGUCUAGUUUCCGAACGGUAAUAAUCUCAAAUUGAUCAUACAUGCAAAGACGGUGCUGGUGAAUUAUGGUUGAUUUUUUUUUUUUUAUAAAUAAUUAGAUUAGUCUUGAAAAUCUUACUAAUAUAAUGGUUAUGUCAAUUUGAACCGAAUUUAAGAAGACAGGAGAGUCUCAUUUCGGUUGUAUUUUUGUGUAAUGGUUGCCACUGAUUUUUUUUAUUUAUUUUAUUUAAUACUUUAUUGUACACACCAGUUAUAAGAAUAUGACAGAGGUAAUCAAAUGUAGAAAGGCGAGUUUAACUCUGAUAGAGUUCUCUUCCAGCAACACCCAAAGUGGAAAGGAGCAUCAAUGUCAGCGGAUAGAGCGGUGUACAAUAUUGUGACAAUUUUUAAACAAACAAUAUUAAUUUAAUUACAUUACAUGUAAUCAUACAAAUAUACAUUAUUACUGAUAUUUAUUAUUAUGACGGAUUACUACGACAUUUAUUUAUUGAUUUGGAAAAUUCCUUCUUUACUUUCAGAUUGGCUAAAGUUUUAUUCAUAUCGGUUCAGUAGUUUAAGUCUUUAAAUCAGAAUAAUUGAUUUAGCCACGAUCGAAGGCGGUUUUUGUUGAUCGAUAUUUUAUUUAUUUAUUUAUUUAUUCACUUUUUAUUGCACUACUUAAAAAAAAUACAAAAAAAUAUUACAAAUACUCUUAUAUAUUAUUAUUUAAAUAUUUUGUGUUUAUGUUAAACAUAAUGGUUUCAAACAAUAUUUUAUGGUUUUAUCCUGUACAUUAUUGUAUAAUGAUUUUUUUUUAAUCAUUAUGAGAAAUAUUAAUAAUGAAGAACUAGGGAGGAUGUCGUGGAUUCUAACCUAAGUGAUACUAUCAUCCAGGCGUAGUGUCGAUAAAAUGACGAUAUACGAAUAUAAAAUAUUUAUUUUUCACCAAUGAAAAUAAGAAUAAGCCCGAUGUAACUCGCAACCAUCACCUCACUAUCGCCAUCUUUUAAUGUAUGUAUUUGCACAAUAGUAUUAAUUCUUACUAGAGACAAUAGGACCGAUUUUGAGGUGCCAUCUCUCUAAACUUAUAUUUUAAUUUGAUCAUCAUCAUCAUCACCAUCACAGCUAUUGUCUGUCCAUUGCUGAACAUAGACCUUCCUGAUACCCAUAAGGAACGGUCCUGAACUGACUUCAUCCACUUAUUUAAUAAUUUCGCAGUUAGUAUUUUAUGUACCAUCAUUAAUUAAAAUUAUAAUAAUGUUGACUUAAAUCUAUUAGAAAAUUAAUUCGUAUUGGUGCUUACAAGAAAUAUUUCGUUGUUAUAUCAAAUAAAAAAAAUUAUAAUAGAAAUUUGGUUUAGAGAAAUUAGCGCCUCAGAAUCGACCUCUCAAUAUAUAAUUAAAAUAUGGUCUCUAUAUUUACUGUUAUUUCGGGGCAAUGUAGUGACUUACGGAAUAAAUAUGUAUAAUUUUUAUGAUGAUCCUGUUAAAAAAAAAAAAGAACCAAAUAUGUAUUUUAUAAAAACGUGUCGUUAGUCGGUUAAAUUUGUAACACGUUUUCGAAGACUCCACUAACUUGAGGUCACCGAAUUCCGUUAUAACAAAACGGGAAUCUAAUUUAUAUAACGACAUAACUGUAUAGUGCUUGCAGAAAUGGAAAAAAAAGCGUGCAUAUUCCUGCAUUUUUAUGGAUUAGUCUUUUUCCUAUUUAGAUGUUUGCUAGUGUGUAGUUUCGGUUUUCAUGAACGAGAAUUAAUUGUUGUUUUAAUUUAUUCUGAGAUGCAUGAAUAAAAUAUAAUGUUAUGUCAAGUUA
This is a messenger RNA of Galleria mellonella (greater wax moth), 4761 nucleotides long. RefSeq names its product metaxin-1. Gene Ontology annotation, cellular component: SAM complex. Gene Ontology annotation, biological process: mitochondrion organization. Lineage: Eukaryota; Metazoa; Arthropoda; Insecta; Lepidoptera; Pyralidae. The coding region runs from base 153 to 1106 and encodes 317 amino acids. The record is from RefSeq and is a predicted model, not a curated record. The transcript has 6 exons.